Molecule: messenger RNA, 4151 nt
Organism: Pyricularia grisea
Lineage: Eukaryota; Fungi; Ascomycota; Sordariomycetes; Magnaporthales; Pyriculariaceae
Exons: 3
Coding region: 1167-2594 (475 amino acids)
Source: RefSeq, a predicted model, not a curated record
CAUGGAAAACUGGGAAGCGAAAGAAACAGAAGCAAAGAAAACAUCAAACUCUGUCUGAAGUACCGGACACUGAAUACCGCAGGAAAUUAUGCAUAUGCAUACUAUCCAUACCACGUUAACACUAAUCAAAUCGGACAUGCCACUAAUUGACCAUGUACUAACCUAAACAGCAAAUAGCGUGCUACAAGGUAGUAUCGGAUUAACGGCCGCCCAGCAGAUCCCUCGUGCGCCCACGCUAGCCAAAACAAAUUUCGAGGUUGGGAUCAUCGGCCAAACGCAGGGUCCUCCCCACUCUACUAUGGUGAAAUCUUUUCAUGCCAAACCACAGCGGCUACAGGCAUUAAAUACUCUACCAGGUCUUCUUACGCGUACGGUACAUCUGAUGUAUCUUCACUUCUCCUCGGCAGCAUCCACGCCUUAAUCGGCAGUCCCAGUGCCGUGCGGACCCUGUCAAGUCAUGCCAUCCACUUUGUUGUGCCCCUCCCGGAUAGCCGACCUCCAAGGAAUUCCAACCUGAUGGAUCACCCUUGGCGGCUCCAUCCGACCAGGCUUUAAUGGAUGGCAAAAUCAACGAGUGCACACCGCACAAUAAAACUCUGAGAUCUUGUGAGCAUCGAGUCUGACCUCGUGGAUAGUCUUGAUACAAACAUGACCAUGCUAUGGCUUGCAGUCUACUACUGGCAGUACAUCUGCGAGGAGGUUGAGUAUUUGCAGUAAUAUAUUCUUCUUUGCCUAUCCGUCACACUGCCGGCCGCGAACCUGUUUUCGAUAUCAGACUGGACGCUACCUUACUCGCACCAAAGCCGAAAUUGUAAUGCCAAGGAAAGGGUCUUGCUUUGUGGAACGCCCGGACACCCCUGACUCUCAGUCUGCGGGGGACAAUGAGUGCCGCGUCAGACAGCUGAUCCAUUCACUACCCUUACUUAAAAUUCCCGCUCCCCAUACAGUAAUUGGAAGAUUCAUAUCUAGCCUGAGACCUUGAAGAAGCAAUCCGACAGACGUCGACUCCAAAAAAAAAAGCUACAUUACAACGACCGUAGCAUCUCCCGGCGAUUAUAGGCGGCGGUCGCCGGUUAACGGGAACUAGCGAGGACUCUUACCGACUGGGAAUCCCUGCGCCGAGCUCUGCGCGACGAGCGGCCGGCUGCUGCUGAUAUCGCAGAGCGAUGGGGCACCACGUGCGGAUGCGGCGAUUGUACACGAUUUUCGCCGCGUCCGCCGUAGUCGCCACCAGCUUCUUCUCUUCCGUCCUCGCCGCCGAGUGCGAUCGAUCCCUCAAUUUCGAAAACCAGGCCGACGUUGACCAGGCCAACUGCUCAAGCGUCACAGGGGAUGUGGUCAUACCUUCGACGGCGACUGGGGUUAUCACAUUCAACGACCUCUUGCAUAUACAGGGGGAAUUGCGAGUGGAUAGUUGCAAAGGAGAUGGAUGUUCGUUGGUUGGGAUUUCGAGCAAGAAUCUAACGACAAUAGGCGGGAGACUGUACAUGGAAGGGGUGCCCAGCUUACAGUCUGUGACGUUGCCCGGCUUGCGUAAGGUUAGAGGUGCCUUGCAUCUUCUCGACCUUCCGUCGCUCAACGAGCUCAACCUAGUCAGCAUCAAUAAUGUGGGCAGCUUCCACUUGGUCAAUGCACCCAAGCUCCUCCAAGCCAAGAUAGGGGUUGCUCGCGGAAUCAGCACGGAUCCCGAUGUUGGACUGAAGAAUAUAACAGGAGAGGCAACAGGGGCCGGCGAGGCAGAGGUAGAAGUCCGCAAUGUCGGGCUGUCGAGUCUGAACGGGCUUAUCGACUUUUGGGACGCCAAGAAGCUCACCAUUGAGAACCUGCCCAACCUCCACCGCCAGACCUUCCGAGUUCGCAACGUGGAAGAAAUGCGCGUGGUUGGCAACGACAACAUGACGCUUUACUUUUGGGAACAGGACCUUAUGGAUGGGACGCCCGGUCCCAACAUCACCCGUUUGCACGUCAGCGGGAUCCGCCACAUAUCGCCAUGUCUUCACCCAGUCGUCCACGAGCUCGUAGCCGACAACAACCCGCGUCUUGAGUAUCUGCACUUUAACUUUGAGAAGCUCGCUCGACUAGACGUACAUGACAAUCCGAACCUCAAAAAGAUGGUGAGCUGGGCCAAGCUCAAUAGGUUCUGGACGGAUAUACAUAUACACGACAACCCUCAGCUGAGGCUGAGUCAGUUCCCAGACCGUGCACCCGACGAUAACCUGACGGCUUACGACUGUCCGGCUUUUUAUAAUGCCUUCAGAGACCAAUGGGCAUGGUUUCCGAAUGUCUUUAAUAAUGUUGUCAUCUCGGCCGACAUUGACAACACUUUUUUUAACGCAACAUGGACAAGCCUCUAUCUCAACUCUUCUGGCCCUGGCACAACAAAGCCCAAGGUUAUGGACGCGUUUGUGGUCAAGUCGUCCAACAAUACAUUCAACUGUGAAGACCUCAACUUGCUACGGACGGAGAAAGGAGCGUUUCCGGGCACGUAUUCUUGCCAAGGCGAAACGUUGCCGGCAGGCUUGGGCGUAAGUCUAGAGAUACCAAUAAGGGUGGCUCUUGUCAGUGCUGCUUCGAUUGGUGCCCUGCUCUUGUAGACACUACUGAGCUUCAUUUUCUUCAACAUUUCUUGCCAUCAUGCGACUGCGCAAUGUAAAAAAAAACUUCAUGGGACUACGGAGUACGGAAAAAUCAGGUAUAUAUGGUUUAUUGUUUUCUGUAUACAUAUAAUGAGAUGAGCAAUGCAAAGAAACGUUCUCUUAGCCAGGCGGACGCUGGGAUACAAUCCAGUCAACUUGCCCGGUUUUCCAAUUCAUUCUUAUUCUAGAACCUUAGGCAUCGAGGCUAGGGUGCGCAUUCUCAACAAGCAUCCUAAAGUACUCCUCGAACCAAGCCCCAGCACGAGUGGCGCCCUCCAUUCCACACUCGCCGUCAGAUUCACCACCAGGCUUGACCCAGACGAUGCUGUCGACGUGAGGGUUCUCGACGGGCGUACCUGGGGCGAUUCCGAAACCAGCAGGCUCAACGUUGCACCACUCUCCCCACUCUUUACGAGCGCCUGGCAGGUGGACGCGGCCCUGGUCGAUGAGGAAGCGGGACGGCAGACCCUCGGCCUCGAGGUGAGGGGCCAGCGACAGGGCGUAGUGAGACUCGUCGUACGAGUUGGACCACUCGGUGUAGGGCUCGAGCGGCUCGGGCAUGAUGAAGGGGUUGUAGUUUGACACGUUGGUCACGACUCCACGAACCGUCGAGUUUCCCCCCGCCAUGCCGACCACCUUGGCGAACUCCUUGGCCGUCGGCGCCAGGUUGUCAUCCCACCCGAGCCAGCCGCCGUGAGCGGCGUCCAGGUACAGGUGCACGUGGUCAAACUGCAACGACCUGAUGGCGUGCGCGAUGCCCUCCUCGUAGACUGGAGCCGCCUGUGCGCAAAACUCGAUGCCCAUGUUGGUGACGAGGUUCGCCAGCGAGUCGGGCUCCAGCACCACGGCAAAGGUGAGGUCGGUGGCGGCGGCGAGCUUCUCGGCAAAGGGGGCGACGUACGUCUCCUUGUACAGCCGCAGGCCGUCCUUGGUCGAGUCCAGCUCGCCCGCCGACUCGCCGGCGCUGCAGUCCCGGUCGGGCAGGUUGUAGUGCACGAGGCCGACGAUCUGGUCCUCUCCCGUGGCCUCCUUGGCGGCCCGGGCCCCCUCGAUGGCCGCGUCGAUGUUGGGCAGCGAUGCGAUGUUGGACACCCAGACGAAGCUGCCCGUCUGCUGAACCUUGCGCACGCGCGCCGCGUUGCCCGCGUCGCCGACGGACUCGUAGUGCGCCAGCGCCGGCUCGGCCUUUUCCGCCCACUCCGGGUUCGCAAACAGCUUCUUGCCCUCGAACGGGUUGGCGCCUUCUUGCCGCCGCAUCAUCUGCCGCGGGGGUGACGACGCGCGGUUGCGCGGCAUGGCGCUGACGCCGGCGGUGGCCGUCAGGCCCAGCAGGACCGAGGAGAAGAGCAUGGUUGGGAUGUUGGGGUUUGGAGUAUUUUUUUGGUGGAAGAGAAAGCGGGCAAGUGAAGGAGGUGCUUGCUUGCUGGUGAGGUUGCUGAUGCUUCUGGUUGUUUGGCAAGGUGAAGUAGCAGUCAUUUUUAUACUCGAAAAAAAAGUCGACCUCCUAGUUCUCCA